Molecule: messenger RNA, 2210 nt
Organism: Scylla paramamosain (green mud crab)
Lineage: Eukaryota; Metazoa; Arthropoda; Malacostraca; Decapoda; Portunidae
Product: plasmolipin-like
Exons: 5
Coding region: 200-766 (188 amino acids)
Cellular component (GO): membrane
Source: RefSeq, a predicted model, not a curated record
GUGUGUGUUUGUUAGUUCCGCUUAAGGCCACACUCAGGACACACACACUCUAACAAAACCUUAAUUUAUGGGCGAACUAGGUCGUUUGAGAAAGAGAGAGUGAGAGGGACAGUCCGGGAGAAGUGAAACAUAGUGUGGGUGGAGGAAAAACUGGAGGAACUGGAGAGAAGAGGAAGAAAACGGAGAGAAAACAAGAGCAAUGUCAUUUCCUACAAGCCACACCACCACCACCUCACCUCCCCAAGAUGGCGUCAGUGAGAAGAAAAUUUUUAUAAACACAGCGCAUCUUAAAAUUUAUGAAGGAAAACUUAAGAUUGCACAUUUGAUAGUCGCAGUGAUAGUCUUCAUCUCAGUAAUGGCGUCAGACUAUCCCAGAAGCAGCCCAGCCAAUUGGAUAUCUUUCGUUUCAAUGGCAGCGUUCUGGACGAGUGCUGUUCUGCUGUUCCUGCACUGCAUCAACGCUGUGGUUCUGCUGUCCGUGGUGCCCUGGGGUCUCCUGGAGUUAGGCUACACAUGCAUCUGGACCUUCUUCUGGUUCGUCUCUGGCUGUGUGGCCGCCGACUACGCCAGCCAGGGGGCAGGGGACGCCUUUGCAGUGGCCGCCUUCUUCAGCUUCGUGGGAAUGAUAAUAUUUGGCUUCAACGCUUUCAUUUAUUAUAAAAAGUGGCGGGAGGGGGCCCUGUCCGCCAACCAGCCCCCGCGCACCACCACCACCACCACCACCACGCCGCCACAACCCCCCAACGUUGACGUGCCUAAAUAUUAAAGGAAUGACUUGUGUGUUGUUCCUUUAGUUUUUUUUUUUUUUUUUUUUUUGUCAUUUAUAUAUUUUUUUUAGUUAUUUUUUAUUGUUUUUGUUAUUACUGUUUUUUUCGAGUGUUAGAAGAAUUUUUUAUUUUUUUUUAUUUAAUUGUUCAUUAUUAUUAUUAUUAUUAUUUUUAUGGUCAAUACAUUAAAGAAACUUACAUUUUCUUUUUAUUAUGUUAAUGUUUAUUUAUUUCUUGGUUGAUUUCUCGCCAUUGUAUUAAAAAGGACGUUUAUUUUUAUUUAAUUAUUAUUAUACUCAAUUUUUUUAACGCAAAUAUUAAAGGAACGAUAAGUACUUUCCUUUAGGUUUUGUAUUUUUCUUUAUUAUUAUUAUUAUUAUUAUUAUUAUUAUUAUUAUUAUUAUUAUUAUUAUUAUUAUUAUAGUGAAGAUCUGCAUAUUUGUUUAUUGUUCACAUUUCAUUCAUGUCAAGUUAGGGGGAGGGGGGUAGCAUUUUGAAUGGACCAAUCAGAAGCUCCAUACAAGCAGAGGGGGCGGAGCUUCCUCGCCAACCUAACUUUGAACGAUGCCUAUAUCAUAUUCUGAUUUAUUAUUAUUAUUAUUAUUAUUAUUAUUAUUAUUAUUAUUAUUAUCGUGAUUAUUGCAGGGAAGUACUGUAUUAAUUGCAGUUAUUUGCUUAUUAUUAUUAUUAUUAUUAUUAUUAUUAUUAUUAUUAUUAUUGUUUGUGUAUGUUUGUGGUUGUGAUUAGUUUAUCCCUUUAAAUAAUAAUAAUAAUAAUAAUAAUAAUAAUAAUAAUAAUAAUCUACACGAGUUAAACAAUUACAUAGAUUAAUUAUAUAGACCAAUUAUAUACAUUUCUAAGGGACACACAUAUAUAUAUAUAUAACUAGAUAAUAAUUUUCUGCUAAUAUUAAAACAUUCUAAUUAUUUUUCUAUUCAAAUUUGCAGCUUUCUUAAAAAUACGUAAUUAUAAAAAAAAAAGUUAAAGGAACACAAAGAAAACGUGCCUUAAAAAUGUUGUAAUCUGUCGUUCCUUUAAGUAAUUCCCUUUUAUAAUACACUAAGUAAUUAUAAAAGUAGCAUUAUGUUAUUUUUCUAUUCAGUUCCCUAGUGUUGUAAAAAAUAUAUAUAUAAAAAACUAAUUAUUAUUUUUUUUGUUCGUAUUAAAAUGUUGUGUUUAUUUUUUUGUACUUAAAUUUUCAACUUUUCUAAAAUAUUUAUGUAAACACUCAGAUAUCACAAAAAAAAACAGGUGAUUGGCAACACUGUACUAUCCAGAAUAUUAAAAAAAGACUGAUUGGCAACACUGUCUUCUCAAAUAAAUAAAUAAAUAAAAUAAGUAAAUAAAAUAAAUAACUGGCAACACUUUCUUCUCAAAAUACACAAAAUAACGACUGAUUGGCAACACUGUCUUCUCAAUAAAUAAAUAAAUAAAUAAAUAAAU